Gigantopelta aegis is the source of this 801-nucleotide messenger RNA. RefSeq names its product putative pregnancy-specific beta-1-glycoprotein 7. Gene Ontology annotation, biological process: cell-cell adhesion. Gene Ontology annotation, molecular function: cell adhesion molecule binding. The record is from RefSeq and is a predicted model, not a curated record. Lineage: Eukaryota; Metazoa; Mollusca; Gastropoda; Neomphalida; Peltospiridae. Gene Ontology annotation, cellular component: cell-cell junction. The transcript has 5 exons. The coding region runs from base 1 to 801 and encodes 266 amino acids.
AUGACCAAUUACUAUUGCACUACAUACAUCGACUACGACCAAGCCUACCAUAGCAACUUUGUUCACUUUACAACCAUAAAUAAGGUUGAAUACGCAUCACUGACUAUUUCUGGAGGUGGAGAUGUACUGACAGUGACUGAGGGUAAACAGUAUGAUGGAUUUACGUGCAGUACCGGAGAUGCAAGCCCGGAACCGGAAAUCAGCCUCAAGUUGAAUGAUCCAUCCUCCACUGUUCUGCCUGUUCGUAAACUAAAAUCAAGAACGCGUAUAGAACGUCGACCGACAUUUUGCAGCCAUUUAGCAAACGAUGAAACGAAUACAUUUAUUACAAGCAUAAGUGUAACUUAUGUCCCAGAAAGAGAGCAUGAUGGGAAGUACGUCUACUGCUCAGCCAGGAACAGUGAGAUGGGAAUCAGCGACAAAGUGACCUCCAACAAAAUACGCCUGAUAGUUCAGUACGCCUACACGGUAGAUGAAUCUGAAUCACUGACUGUGAAGUGUUCAGCAGACUGCAAGCCGAGUUGUACGUACACCUGGUCUUACCUGGACAGAGGUAUCGCCACAGGAAGUCGUCUACAUCUGACUCACAUCACGCGACAAGAGGCUGGGUAUUACAAGUGUAUGGCGAGAAAUCCUAGAUCUGGGAUCACUGCUGACAAGCAUUUCAAAUUACAUGUGGAGAGCAAGUACACUUUAUUCAAAUCGUAUUUUUCUGUUGGUGUUGCCGUUGGUGUGGGCGUUGCGAUCGGACUUGGUAUGAGUGUCGUCGCUGUCGUCAUCUACUGUGUAGCUAGAAAAUAA